AUGAUGGGUCGUCGACGAGUAAAUUGCGUGGUUGUUUCGUCGUCGUCGUCGUCAUCGUCAGAGUGGUCGGCGUCGCCGUCUUUACCAGUAAACACAGUGAAAGGUAAACAGACAGUGAAAGUAAAUGCGCGGCAGUUAGGCGGUGAAUCAAACGUCGAACGGUACUGUUUGAAACAGGCCAAAAAGCCGCCGGCCGGUCGAGAUAUGCCUACGACGUCCAAGCAACGGAUUAUCCGAUCCGAUCCGAUCCGCGUCACGUCGCACCGUGUACACGCAAGCUGCUCCGGCCGGCAAGCACAAGUGUUCGUCCACCUGGCAACAAGCAGUACGUGUCAUUAUGACGAUGGUGAUGAUGGUGAUGAUGAGCGUCACCGCCGUCGCACCGUUUAG
Molecule: messenger RNA, 390 nt
Organism: Soboliphyme baturini
Lineage: Eukaryota; Metazoa; Nematoda; Enoplea; Dioctophymatida; Soboliphymatidae
Source: the annotation of a GenBank genome assembly